CUAUACAUAUGAAGUAGGCAGGCAUACAAGUUAAAAUUGAUCAGAUUUGUGAACUGGAAGACCAUGCCUUCACCACACCCCUGUGUGACCUCAUGCCCCUACCUGAUGCCUUUGCCACGCCCUUGUGUGGCCUCAUUCCCCUACCUGGCCACACCUGGGUGCCCACCAGCCAAUCAGGUUAAUUAACCAUUCCCCUUUGGAAGUGGGUUAAAAGCCAGGCCACGAUGUGGCCCGGCUGGCUCUUCUUCCCUGGCCUCUUGCCAGGACAGGGAUUGCUAUAGCCCGGUGCCUCCAGGGCACAUGGCCUUCGGGCCAUGUGCUCUAGGCUUCCUGGCCUAGAUGCUCUUCCACGUGGCUGGUUCCUGGUGCUUGAUAUGAACCCCUAUUCACCUCUCUCUGUUAAAUAAAACUCUCACUCUCCUAUGCAUCUUUCUCACUAAAUAAAAGCUUAAAAUGUACCAUGCUGCCUAGUUUAUCUGUGCCGUUAUUUAGAAUUCUUCUCUAAAUUUUAGGCAAGAACCCUCUUGGGCUUAUUAAUAUCUGGAAUUUAGUAAUAAGCCUGUGGUGAAAUCAUAUGGCACUCCAAAUUCCAGUAGCACAUGUGGUACCCGGGAUAGCAUUUCUAGGGAACUUCAAGGGGCCACAUUUCAGUGGAAAUCUUAGGGGGUCUUCUCCAAUUUCACAUAUGGGUUAGGAAAUAUUAUACUGAAACUUGUAAAUUGUCUGAUGGCUUUUUGACUGAAUCAGUCACGAAAGAAGGGAAGAAGCUAAGAGGAAGGGGAAGAAGGAAGAGAAGAGAGUUUGAAGAUGAAGAUGACAGACUUUGGGGACAUUUUGAUGAGUGAUGAUGAAAGUGGUUCAUCCACUUUUUUGUAUGUAGAUAGCAGGUUUUCUGAUACUUAAAGGGAAGAAAUGAAGGCAAAAAUUUUGAAUGACAAAAUGAUCUUUAAACGAAAGGGUAUGUGACAUUCUAAAGCCCACAGGGUAAUGUUUUCACUUAGAACUAAAAAAUAAUAAUAAAGAAAGAAAGAAAGAAAUGAGCACUUUGAUUGAAACAUGAAUUCUGUCCCUUUGGCUAAAUCACAGCUAAGACUCUAGGACCCUUAUUUAAAUUCCAGCUCAUGCUGAAUAGAACUGUACAGAGUUUAGCUAGUUUGAAAAAUUAGGAAUGAGGCCCAUUUGACAUUUUAUGCAUAUAUUUUCUUUAUCUCAUUAUUCCUUCCUCCCCCCCCCCCCAACUUCACCCACUCCAAGUGCAUUUUCUUGAGUACGGAGCAUAAUUCCCAUUCAUUUGCUUUGCUUCUUAAGAGCUGUCUUCUCUUCCAGUCCUGGGUAGCUCCGCCCCUUCUCACAGACCAAAGUAAAUCUGCACAAUAAUGAACCAUAUAAGGAAGGAAUGACAUCAUCAGUUAGUGGUCCCAAGCUGUUUUGCACAACAUUCACCUUUCAUUGUUCUGAUGACAGGGCUGGAAUGUGACGGUUAAUUCCCUGUGGAGUAGGGGGCUGAGCAGGGCCUGCCGCUGUUGAACAAACUUCAGUACCCCCUUAGCAAAAACAAAAACAAAAGCAAAAGCUACUAUGCUUCCUAGUAUUAAGGUUGAAAAAGCUUCUCGAACAAGAAAAGGCUUAUCAAGCCCGGAAAGAAAAGGAAAAUGUUAAGCGGCUCAAUAAACUAAGAGAUGAGCUUGUCAAACUCAAAUCCUUUGCACUCAUGCUGGUGGAUGAAAGACAAAUGCAUAUUGAGCAACUUGGCUUGCAAAGCCAGAAAGUACAGGAUCUUACUCAGAAACUAAGGGAAGAAGAAGAAAAGCUCAAAGCCAUUACCUCUAAAUCCAAAGAAGACAGACAGAAAUUACUCAAGUUAGAAGUGGACUUUGAGCACAAGGCUUCCAGGUUUUCUCAGGAACAUGAAGAGAUGAAUGCUAAAUUGGCUAAUCAAGAAUCCCACAACAGGCAACUUAGACUCAAGCUGGUUGGCUUAACUCAAAGAAUCGAAGAGCUAGAAGAAACCAACAAGAAUCUUCAAAAGGCAGAGGAGGAACUUCAAGAAUUAAGAGAUAAAAUUGCCAAAGGAGAAUGUGGAAAUUCCAGCCUCAUGGCCGAAGUGGAGAAUCUCCGAAAGCGUGUGCUUGAAAUGGAGGGCAAAGAUGAGGAGAUCACGAAAACUGAAUCCCAGUGCAGGGAACUGAGGAAGAAGCUGCAAGAGGAAGAACACCAUAGUAAGGAGCUCAAACUUGAAGUUGAGAAGUUACAGAAGAGAAUGUCUGAGCUGGAGAAAUUGGAAGAGGCAUUUAGCAAGAGUAAAUCUGAAUGCACUCAACUGCAUUUAAACCUGGAGAAAGAAAAGAACUUAACCAAAGACCUGCUAAAUGAAUUGGAGGUGGUCAAGAGUCGAGUAAAAGAACUUGAAUGUUCUGAAAGUAGAUUGGAAAAAGCUGAAUUAAGCCUAAAAGAUGAUCUUACGAAGUUGAAGUCAUUUACUGUGAUGCUAGUUGAUGAAAGGAAAAAUAUGAUGGAAAAAAUAAAACAGGAGGAGAGAAAAGUGGAUGGGCUGAAUAAGAAUUUUAAGGUGGAACAAGGAAAGGUUAUGGAUGUCACUGAAAAACUGAUCGAAGAAAGUAAGAAGCUGUUGAAACUGAAAUCCGAAAUGGAGGAAAAGGUAUACCAUCUGACAAAAGAGAGAGAUGAAUUGAUGGGAAAGCUGAAAAGCGAAGAAGAAAAGUCUUCUGAAUUAAGCUGCAGUGUCGACUUAUUGAAGAAGAGACUGGAUGGUAUCGAGGAAGUGGAAAGAGAAAUCACAAGAGGGAGAUCUCGAAAGGGACCCGAACUCACCUGCCCGGAAGAUAACAAGAUUAAAGAAUUAACACUUGAGAUUGAGAGGCUGAAGAAACGCCUCCAACAGCUGGAGGUGGUGGAAGGGGAUCUGAUGAAGACUGAGGAUGAGUAUGAUCAGCUGGAGCAGAAAUUUAGAACUGAGCAAGAUAAGGCUAACUUCCUCUCCCAGCAGCUAGAGGAGAUCAAGCACCAAAUCGCCAAGAACAAAGCAAUAGAGAAAGGUGAAGUGGUGAGUCAGGAAGCUGAGCUGAGACACAGAUUUCGACUGGAAGAAGCCAAAAGUCGAGACUUAAAAGCCGAAGUCCAAGCUCUGAAAGAAAAGAUUCACGAGUUAAUGAACAAAGAAGAUCAGCUUUCUCAGCUCCAAGUAGAUUAUUCGGUCCUUCAACAACGAUUUAUGGAAGAAGAAAAUAAAAACAAAAGCAUGGGCCAGGAAGUCCUUAGUCUGACCAAAGAGUUGGAGCUUUCCAAGCGCUACAGCCGAGCUCUCAGACCCAGCAUGAAUGGGAGGAGAAUGGUGGAUGUCCCCGUGACGUCGACAGGAGUACAAACGGACACGGUCAGCAGCGAUGCGGCGGAGGAGGAAACGCCUGCGGUGUUCAUACGGAAAUCCUUUCAAGAAGAAAAUCACAUCAUGAGUAAUCUUCGACAGGUGGGAUUGAAAAAGCCGAUGGAACGCUCCUCUGUUCUAGACCGGUACCCUCCAGCCGCAAAUGAGCUCACCAUGAGAAAGUCAUGGAUUCCAUGGAUGAGAAAACGGGAGAACGGCCCCCCAGUCAUGCAGGAGAAAGGGCCCCGCACAAAUUCCAGCCCAGGGCACCCAGGAGAGCUAGUCCUUUCGCCAAAGCAGGGCCAGCCCCUGCAUAUCCGGGUGACUCCGGACCACGAGAACAGCACUGCCACUCUGGAGAUAACAAGCCCCACAUCUGAAGAGUUUUUUUCUAGUACCACUGUCAUUCCCACCUUAGGGAAUCAGAAACCAAGGAUAACUAUUAUUCCAUCUCCAAAUGUUAUGUCCUCAAAACCAAAAAGUGGAGAUACUAGUCUUGGCACAGAACGAGCCAUGUCCCCAGUCACAAUUACUACAUUUUCCAGAGAGAAGACCCCGGAAGGUGGAAGAGGCACAUUUUCAGACCGGCCCACGUCACCCAUUCAGAUAAUGACGGUGUCCACAUCGGCAGCACCAGCUGAGAUGGCAGUUCCACCCGAAUCCCAGGAAGUGCCCAUGGGAAGGACUAUCCUCAAAGUCACCCCAGAAAAACAGACUGUCCCAACUCCAGUGCGGAAAUACAACUCCAAUGCCAACAUUAUAACCACGGAAGACAAUAAAAUUCACAUUCACUUAGGGUCUCAAUUUAAACGAUCUCCUGCAACUCCCUCUGAAGGAGUCAGUCCGGUGAUAACUGUCCGACCACUCAACGUGGCAGCUGAAAAGGAGGUUUCCACCGGCACCGUCCUUCGCUCUCCCAGGAAUCAUCUCUCUUCGAGACCUGGUGCGAGCAAAGUGACAAGCACCAUCACCAUAACACCAGUCACGACCUCAUCCACUCGAGGAACCCAGUCAGUGUCUGGACAAGAUGGGUCAUCCCAGCGGCCUACACCCACCCGCAUUCCCAUGUCAAAAGGUAUGAAAGCAGGAAAGCCAGUAGUGGCUGCCCCAGGAGCAGGAAAUCUGACCAAAUUCGAGCCUCGAGCUGAGACUCAGUCUAUGAAAAUAGAGCUGAAGAAAUCUGCAGCCAGCAGCGCUACCUCUCUUGGAGGGGGGAAGGGCUGAGGGCAGUGGCUCAGGGGGUAUGUUGUGCCCAUGCUAGUGCUGCUGUGAAAAAAACCCUUCGUCUGUUUGUGCCAACUCUUUACAUGUGCUAAUUUAAGUUUUAAAUACUUUGUUUAUAAAGUAACCAACUAAUAGCCAUGUGCCCUUCCUAUUUUAUGCAUUUGUUUUGAUGCUAGGGAACAGAACUAAUGAUUAGCACAACUACUGUUUGCUGUGUGGUUUGUUGAGGAUGCUGGGUCUCAGUGGGGCCUGACUUGUAGCCCCGGUUUUGCUUCUAACAGGUAGACCCCUCAGUGAACCCAUCUGAGCCUCAGGUUCUUCAUCAGUAGGUUGAGGGGGCUGGAUCACAUGUUCUUCAAAGCUGGCUCUCAUAUUUCCUAACUGUAAGCCAAAUUUACUAAGACUUUGUUCCACACUAAUGUUUUAUUUUUAAAAAUUUUAUUAUGGAAUAGGACAUAGUUUAACAAUUGUGAUUUGCCACUGUCAAAUCCUGAAUUUGACUUAUGUGCUGGAAAAAUACUCCUCAUAGUUAUUACAGGGCCUGGGUCUCUAAACUUUUGCAAAAACAAAAGCCUUUAAUAUGAUUUCAUAUUGAAUGUGAAAUAAAAUUGAAAUGAAAUAUGGAAUACCAAAAACAGAGUUUUACUUAUUUGUAUGUGUUUGUCUGUAUUGUAGCACCUCCAAAAUAUUCCCAGAGUUUCAGAGACCAUAAUUUUAGAACCAUUAAUGUCAGACUCAAGCUCCUUUCACAUGUACAAUUCAUUUAAAUUGUGGGGCAGUCUGAAUAGAGCUUGCAAGUGGCCCUUUGUAGCUUAGCAGAUUGUGAUGGAUAGAGAGUAGCAGAAAGUAAAUUCUGAUACAUUCAUGCCCAGAAAAAAAAUUACAUCAAGCACAACUUAAUUGAGUUCGAAUUUUUUCAGUUACGUGUUGACCUGCAAAUAUAAAACCAGUUCAUGAUUUGGGGUGUGUGUAGUGUGUAUGUGUGUGUGUUAUAGUGAAUCCUGAUUGAACAACUUUCUUUAAUUUUAAGCAUGCAUUAAUAAGCAUGGGAUAGUGUGAAUGCCAAACACCAAGUGUAUUUGUGAUAGUAACCUUGUUAAGGUGGACAUUGCGCUUCAUAGUCACAUGACCACAAAUGAGCUCAAGGCUCCUAACCCACAGCUUAGCAUACCAAGGUCUCAUAUAGGCCACACCUUUGCCAAAAUGUUUGUGCCAACUGGGUGAGCUUUAUGAAGAUACAACAACUAUGAAGUUAGAAAUUUUCAUUUUUCCAUUUCUGAAUUGUUAGGGUUUCAAAAUGAUAUGAACACCAUCUGCUCUUGACAUUUGGGAAAUGACAGAUUUAAGAAAAAAGAUGUGAUUAGUUUUUAGCAUACAAAUCAACUUGUUUCAUGAUAAAGAAAUUCUUCUCUGUGUUCUUUUAGAUACCAGAUUUCCUACCCUUUGUAGAACUUGGAACUGAAUUAUGUAUAGUGGUGGUAGAUGCAGUUGCCUCAUAAAAUUCACAUCCGUUUUAAUCAAAUCUCUGUUGCCUACUGCUCAUCAGGUUACUAAAAGAUAUUAAGUAACCAUAUUAAAGCCAUGGUGUAUUAAUGCAACCUUAGGAUGAGAGAGAGAGAGAGAGAGAGAGAGAGAGAGAGAGAGAGAGAGAGACUGUUUAUGAAAUAUAAUUGGACAGGUUUAAACAAGAAAGUUUGCCAUUUAGAACACUGACUUUUAUUUUUUUAAAAGGAGAUUUUUCUCCCAUUUCAUCAAGGGGGCAUCCAAUCCUUUCCAAAACGAGGAUCUUCCCUGUUUUUACUAAUACCUUCCUGGCAUUGAUGAAGUAUUUAGUGUUACCAUAUCAUAACCUACUGUAUUUGUGUAAACAAGGGUGUCAAAAGAACCAAAGUGCAUUCCUUCUGACUUCUGCCGUUCUUCACUGACUGUUACCAUGAUCUUACUGUCACUUGCUGUAGUUUGUGCCUUUACCUGUUCACACUGUGCUUAUGUCGUUUCCUCCUGGAAGUCCAUUCCAUCUGCAGGGAGAGUGCUCCAAAAGCCUGGAGAGUACAUGAACAGGAUGUUUAUACAUCUUGAUCUUGGAACAGAGCCAUUUAUAAAGUACAACUCCUAUGAAAACUUGGCAGAAGCACACAUGGUCACUUUUCAGAAAGGAUAAAAAGCAACCACCAGGGAAUUUUUCUUUGUAAUUUUAGAAUAAACUCUAUCUUUAUUGGAUAUCCUUGUUUUAAAACACAUAUUUAGAAAUGAAAUCCCCUAGGGAUAGGAGGUGGAGGAUUAAAUACACACCAACUACAGCUUUCAUUUGUGAAUAUAACGUUUUUAAGAUGCAAUUUAAUUUUUUUUGUAGGAGUAAAUGCAACUGAAAGUUUAAAAUCUUUUCUUUGUUCUAAGAAAUCUUAUGUAGUAAAAUAAAAGGUGUCUCACCAUGACUGAUGUGUACAGCUGCUGCUCAGGUCCAUCAUGAAGACCUCCAGCGGGAGGUGGGGCUGGUGGGUUGGGAGGUGUUUGCCAUUCCUACUGACUUCAAUAUGACGGCGCAUUUAGGGACUGUCAGGGCACAAUCUCCAGGGAGCAGAUCUGGUUUUUCCCACUGGAGGAUAGUUUUUUCUUCAUUUUAUAAUUUUUUUAUUUGAAAAGAGCGAGCGAGUGAGCAAGAGAGAGAGCACUCCUGUUCCCUUGUUGACUCCCCAAAUCCCUGCAACAGCUGUGACUGGUCUUGGCUGAAACCAUAAGCCAAGAACUCAAUCCAGGUCUCCCACAUGGAUGGCAGGGGUCCAGUUAGUUGAGCCAUCACUCUUACCUCCCAAGAUCUGGAUUAGCAGGAGACUGGACGCGAGAAUCAGAGCUGGGCAUCAAACCCAGGUACCUUGAUAAGGGAUACAGGCAUCCCAACCAGCAUCUUAAUUGCUAGACCAAAUACCCACCUCUGAGAAUAAUUUAACUAUGUUGAAUAUUUCAUCACAUUUGUGAUGGUGGCCACCACACAUGCAUGGUUCCAGAAAUGUCCUAAUAGGAGAUACAACCCACAGAGUGGCCAUCAUUCCUUGAAAAUGUGAUUCCAUAUCUAGGUCAUCAGCUUAAACAGGAUCACUCAGUUUCCACUGGUGUUUCCAUUACGUUUCCAGUGGGGACUGGUUAAAGGGUAGCAACUGGGCUCUCUCUGGAGGUUGUGGUGUAUUCAUUGAAGGUAUAACCAUUUCAGGGAAAUGAAAACAUGGCCAGGAACGUAAGCUGUAAAAAAGAUUUGAACUCCUUAUUCCCUUAGAGACUUAGAAUCCUGAGGGAGAAGUACGACUUUCCUAACUGGAAAAACCACAGGGAUAUAGAUAAGAAGACAAGUCUGUUGAAGACUGGAGGGCAGAGGGAGAGGGUGGACAAAGUGAUGAGGAAAUGGGCAUACAGAGGAUUUCCUCAUAAAUAGGAAUGUACUCGUGAAAUUCCAAAAUUUCCCCAACCCAUAUAAAGCUUAGUGUUUCCUGUCCUCCAGGGUCUCAUUGGUUAUCUUUCUUCAUUGUUGUUUCAAUUCCUUCUUUUUACCUGCUGGUUACACAAAGGAUGUAAAUAUGCUCUGGCCUCUUCCAUUUUAUCAGAAUUCUUCCUUCCCCUAUAGCUGCCGCCCCGACUCCAUCCAACUGAAGUAAGCUAACAUUCAACAUUUUCUACCUCCACUAUCAUGCUUCAUAGCUAUUCUCUUUAUUAAAGGAAUUCAUUUACAAAGGUAAAACAUCAGCCAGUGCUAAAAGACAACCCUGACCCCCUCAAGUUUUCCCCCGGGGAAAAUCAUUUCCAAUGCCUAGCUGGCAUUUAUGUCUGUAUUUCUAAAUAACAUGCUUUACUGUGACUUUUUUGUUUCUAAAUUUUAGCUAUCUUUUGUCUCUUUCUACUAUCAUCUGAUGAUCAAAGAUUUAAUCCUCUCACUGGUUCCCUCUUCCUUUUUCCCUAUCCUCGCAAUAUGAUUGCAUCAUAAAUGUUUUGAUAAAUCAGCAGCCAGUAUUUGUAUGCUUAUAUAUUUAUACAUUUAUAGUGUAAGUGCUGUUCCCUGCUGAGCCAAGUAGUAUACUAUGAUUAUGCUCUCUUACCACUUUCCCCCCUUCAAAAGAAUAAUUGCUUUAAUUUUUUUAUCUACUUGGUUUUCUAUGUAUCUAUCUUUAUUUUUUCCAAAUGCUCCAUUAGUUCUGCCAAACACUAUCAGUAAUUUUUCCAAGCACUUAAACACAUCAGUUUCAUAUUUUCCCCUUGGAGCCCUUCCUAGCUCAGCCCUCUUCUUCCCUCCUCAGUCUGGACUGGUUGGCUGCUGGGCGUGCUGCACAGCUGUUGUCCUUUUGCCUUUGUGGAAUCCUCUGUUCCUGACUCCUUGUCUUCUACUUCUUUCUCCUCUCCAUCUGUCUCUCUGUUUUGCUGUGCACCUACCAGUAGUUUCUGUAGAUAAAAUCCCCCAGCACCCUCCCUGACAUAGGUCAGGGGAGAUAAUUUCAUAGUCCAGUGUGUGAACUUUUCACUCCCCUCCAUUCUUUCUAUGCCGCCCAUCCUUGUGCUCAGGUCCAGAACUUCUUAAGUCAGCAUUUCCAGAAACUAAACCUCUGGUCUUUGUUAAGGGUAAGAGCAGAGUUAGGCUAUGCUCUUCUCCCUCCCUGACCAAGACAUCUCAGCUCCCUUGCAUUUCCUUUUACCUGUCUGGCUAUUCUGCCUCCCUUGCUGGUUCCUUGUUUUUUGCAUAUUGCAUACCUAGUAAGGAUUGAUUUCCCCAUAUCAUUGUCAAAAACCAUUUUCCUAAUUUCCAGGCUUUCUCCAGCCAUCUGAUAUCCUCCCAUGACUUAAUUUUUCACUCAUAUGCUAACUCCCAGACCUCCAUCUCCAGCUUUGUGUCUAACUUUGCACUGUGUAUCUCCAACUCAGUUGGUGUAAAAACCAUUCUCAAAGCCUCCCAUCCCUCUUCCAACUCUCCUCCUUCUCAUGUUUCUCCCCUUCAGCAGGGAUAUCCUGAUCCACCCAGUCACUCAAGCUGGAACCCUCCCUCAGUCCUCAAGUAGCUUCUAAUUCUGGCCCCUUAACCUCUUCUGUCAGUCAAACCUCUCCAUUACUUCCACCAUCCUCAACUUGAGCUUUUCAUGAUGUCUCUUGUGAAUUAUUCUGAUAACCUUCUAACUGGUGUCAUUAGUCUCCAGCCUCAAAACUCUCGGAUCUGUUUUUCAUUUUGUUUUCCACAGUGCAAGAUGAUCAUGUCACUCAAUAUUUGGAAACCCUCCAAAUGUUCCUCCUUUACCUGCAGAGUACAAUGCCAACUCCUUGGUGUGGCAUGUAAGGCUGCCUGUGAUUGGGUUCUCCCUCUCUCUUGUUUCCUGAGCACAUUUGGCAUUCCCAUGGCUGGACCCCUGUCUUCCAAGCUUAGAGAACUGCUUGUUACAUGCCAGGCCCUGCCAUCCUUCCUUGACUUGCUCAGUUUGCUCCUUCUGCCUGAAUUGCCCUUUCUCUUUUGGUUGUGCCUUUCUUUCUUCAGCAUCUCUUUUACAAACAUUGCCUCCUCUAGGAGGAAAGCUGUUAUUUCAGAAUCUAUCAUAGGCUUUGCAAGGCUAAAAAACCUUGCCAUUCACUCUAGAGAAACAAAACUAGCAGGUGAAGAAAGGCAAGGAAGUAGGGCAAGAAAGAGGUACUCUCAAUUCCUCCCCUGGUCUGCAAUGCAAAAAGUCAUGGAGGGAACCAGCAAGUCAUGUAUGAGACCAUGGUGGGAAGAGAUGGUGGAAUUGGAAGAGAGCCAGGUAGUUCCAUUCUGGAUGCGUAAGUUAUUUCUGCUUUCCUCCAAAGGCACAGUGGCAGGUAAUGGAUGCAGAAUAGCCAGGAGUCCUGGACUGGGGGGUUCUUGCCUCUGAAGCCACCACACUGUGAAGAACAAAGGCGAUGUGAGCACUUUCUUCUGUGACAUAAAUACACCCUGCAUAAGUCACAAACAGCUAUCCCUUGUGGUGCUUCUAAUUCCCCAAGAGAAAGUUUCAGAGAUUGUCAUGCUCCUCAGGUUCACGAAAGACCCUCCACAGUAGCACAGAAGCACUCAUUUAAAAGGACUGAACACCACCACCACCAAGUAGGAUCUGGAAUUUGGAUAGAUAUCAAGGUGACCAUUCAGAGAAGGAGGUUACUGAACAAUGGAGUAGAUACCUGAGAGCACUGAAAGCCAGGAGACGGGACUGGAAUGACACUCUCGUCUGCCACCAAGAGGCUGUAUUACCUUUGGCAAAUGACUUUACCUUAGCUAUAAGCUUUUAUGAUUCUGGUAUUCCUUCUUAGUCAUGGUAUCAUAGGCUUCCCCAUGACUUAGCAAGCAACUUCUAGGAUCCUGCUACAAUGCUUUUCCUAAGAAUGAAUGAUUAAUUGCUGAUUUGGUAAAAGCACUUUUAGCCUCUCUACUUGCGCUAAUAUAUUGAGUAUGUGUGAUGGACAGAAUUACAAAAUCACAGAGCUGAUUAGAGCUGAACCAGACCUCAGAGGAUAAUUCUCUCUGUUAUUAAAAAACAACAGCAGCAAUGACAAAAACACAAAAGCAAAAAAUAAUUUAAAAAAGUAAAUUCCCAAGGGUUAGAAAUAUCUAACCAUAUUUUUAAUGAUGAAGCCAGAAUCAAAAAUCAAAAUCAAAGGCCAGAAUCUAAAAUCAGUUCUUGUUUCUCUUAGUGCAUUAUUCAUUAUUUUAUAUGAUGAAAUUACUUCAUAGGAACAAAGUAUAGAUUUAUUUAAAUGUAUAUUUAUAGGUAGACUGAAACACCCACACCCAUUAGACCAAAAUAAUAUUGUCAAAUGUUUUUAAGAUACUGAGAUAUCUAUAUAGAAACUAUAUGUGUGGGGCCAGCACUGUGGCUUGGCAGGUAAAGCUGCCACCUGCAGUGCCUGCAUCCCACAUGGGUGCCAGUUCAAGUCCUGGCUGCUCUACUUCUGAUCCAGCUCUCUGCUAUGGCCUGGGAAAGCAGUAGAAGAUGGCCCAAGUUGUUGGACCCCUGCGCCCAUGUAGGAGACCCAGAAGAAACUCCUGGCUCCUGGCUUCAGAUGGGCCUAGCUCUGGCCAUUGUGGCCAUCUGGAGAGUGAACCAGCGGUUGGAAGACCUGUCUCUCUCUGCCUCUACAUCUCUGUAACUCUGCCUUUCGGAUAAAUAAAUAAAUCUUUAAAAAAUACAGACAGGAGAUACUUUAAAAAGAAGAAACUAUAUAUGUAAAAGUUCUUAUAGUAGUGUUUGAUGACAAUUUUCACACACAAUGUUAUUUUCCAUGCUGUUUUUUUUAAAGAUUUAUUUAUUUAUUUAUUUGAAAGUCAGAAUUACACAGAGAGAGAAGGAAAGGCAGAAAAGAGACAGAGAUUUAUUUAUUUUAAAGAGUUACACAGAGAGAAAAGGAGAGGCAGAAAAGAGAGAGAAAGAGAGGUCUUCCACCUGCUAGUUCACUCCCCAAAUGGCUGCAACAGCUGGUGGUGCGCCAAUAUGAGCCCAGGAGCCAGGAGCCAGGAGCCAGGAGCUUCUUCCGGGUCUCACACAUGGGUGCAGGGGCCCAAGGACUUGGGCCAUUCUCCACUACUUUCCCAGGCCAUAGCAGAGAGCUGGAUCAGAAGUGGAGCAGCCAUGCCUCGAACCGGUGCCCAUAUGGGAUGCUGGCCCUGCAGGCGGCCGCUUUACCCGCUACGCCACAGCGCUGGCCCCUUUCAUGCUAUUUUAUGACCACCCAUAGACUUCACACAAUUUAGGCAUUUAAUUUCUGCAUCUAAAAGAGUAGAAACUGUGUGAGCUUGGCUCAAAUAUUUACCUAGUUUCCCAAUAUUAAGUUUUCAUUUAUAGUGAGUGUUACACAUGGGGAAACUAUUUCAAAUUUGCUUUUAUCUGGGAAACAUCAUGCUGGAGAUAAGGACUGGCCUCCCAGAAAAAGAAGGUAUCAGUCAUUUCUGUGAUUAUUGUUAACUCCUGCAAACUGGGGGAGUUAAGAGAUGAUCUGGGCUCAUGGAAGAGUGGGAAAUGUUUUGGAAGGAAGCAAAUAAACUAUUAGGUCAUUGAGAAAGCCCAAGAGAAUUUAUAUCCUCUGGUUCAAAAGUUUUCUAGGGCAAAUGACAGAACUGAUUAGCGGAAGUAUUUUUAAUUAGCUGAGCUGAAUCCAAAAGAAGAAAUCCAAGUCCAAGUCAACAGGGGAAGUUUAUUGAACUUCCUAUUUAAAACAGAUGUUUUGUCAGAACGCUGAUUAAUUUCUGAAUGUGAUAAUCACACAAGUGAACCUAAAGCAGUUUAUGAAAAUGAGACACUUGAAAAUAAGUAGUGUUGAGAUACUCCUACUUCCAAAAGGCAUAGAGAAUGUGGGACCUUUUUUUGGCAGGUGGAUGAUUACCCUGAAGGCAGUAGGUUCUAAGCUGAGGUUUGGUGGCUGGUGGAGAGGAAGAGCAUCAUAUCCUUGAGCUGCAAUCAUGCCUUCUAGACAUAGCCCCUGUUAGGAAGGGAGCCACAGAACAGAGUGAGGCAAAAUCCAGGAGGAAAUGUUUUCUGUGACUUGGAUGAAGCAGCCCUCCUGCACUGAGGAGAAGUCCUGCUGUAAGUUGAACUUCCGCUGUUUUUUGUCUUAAAGUGACUUGGUCUCAUUUAGUAAAGCAGACUUUUAAAAUUCAGAGCUCCAGUGUCCCUUUGCAGAGAGUUGAGCAGAGUGUAAAAACGUGCAGUGCCCGGGAGGGUCUGACUUUCUGAAGUACCUCUCUUCCACUUCACAGACAAGGAGCUCUCCUGGGGAGAAACAAUUCUGAUUCGCCUCAAGCACUCAAGAGAUAGUCUCCCCAAAUUUCUCUCCAAAUUCUGUUUCUUACAUGCAGCUUUGGAGCUAAAUCUACUGUCUGGCCAGGGGUUUUGGGAUACUAGCCAGCAAAGAUCAAGGCUUACUGUGGUAGGAAGUCAAGUAUAAUUAGGAAUUUGAUAACAUAUUGAACUUCUGCUUCAUGGAUGUUAUCUAAAAGCUGACAUAAUAAAAGAAUGAAUUAUUAAGCAUCAUCAUUUCAUGAUAAUAUCAUAACAAAUUAGGUAUUUUAAUGUGUUAUCUGAAGUUUUAUAAGGAGAAACCAUCAACAUAAUAUUAAAGAAAUACAUAAGGGGAAAAAGUCUGUAAAUGCAUUUUGAAAAUUUUAAAAAUUAUUUAUUUUUUAAAGAUUUAUUUAUUUGAAAGGUAGAGUUACAGAGAGAGAGAGACAGACAGAGAGACAGAGACAGAGAGAAAUCUUCCAUCAGCUGGUUCAAUCUCCAAAUGACUGCAAUGACUAGGGCUGGGCCAAGCCAAUGCCAGGAGACAGGAACUUCUUAUGGGUCUCCCAUGUGGGUGCAAGCAUUUGGGCCAUCCUCUGCUGCUUUCCCAGGCCAUUAGCAGGGAACUGAAUUGGAAUUAGAGCAGACUGGUGUCCAUAUGGGAUGCUGGCCCUGCAAGCUGUGGCUUAACCUGCUGUGACACAGUGCCAGGCCCAGGAAAAUUUUUCUUAAAUGUAUUUAUUUGAGAGGGAAGGAAGGAGGGAGGGAGAAAGAGAGAAAGAGAGAGAGAGAGGAGAGAGAGAGAGAAAAAGAGAGAGAAAGGAGGGGAUCCUCUGCUGGCUCAUUGCUUAAAUACCCACAACAACCAGGGCUGAGGCAGGCUAAAGACAGGAAUUGGUAACUCAGUCUGGGUCUCCCAUGUGAAUGAUAGGAACCCAACUACUUGAGUCAUCAUCUACUGCCUCCCAGGGUGCCCAUUAGCAGGAGCUAAAAUAGGGAGUGGCACCAGUGUAUCAACAUGGGCACUGUGGAAGGGAUGUCUGUCCGAACUGGCAUGCUAACUGUUCUGUCAAACACCUGUCCUACAUUUCUGUAAAUUGUUAAUGUCAAAAGUAUAUAAAAAUCUAGUGUCCCUCAUGUGUAUAUGCUGAUGAAAAUUUAGGGUUUUUUUUCCCUUCCAAUUAUCUUAAUAAAUGUCUGCAUAUCAAAGGGCCCUAAAUUUAAGUGCUUUUUUUGCUAAUAGAUACAAUGAACUAUGAUCUUUGUUCCCAAUCUGCCUAUUAAAAGCUGUAUAAAUUACUAGAAAGAGAAAAGUUACUAGCUGUAUCUGAUUUUAUCAUGGUCAUUGUAAAGGCUCCAAAUCAGCUAUGCUUAGUCUCAUUCUGGGAUGAAAUGGAGACAGAGUAGGAGAUGGAAUGAAAUUUGCUCACUGCCUUUGUAACUUCAAUGAAAUGUAAACAUUAUUUUAUUGUACUAAAUUGUAAAGAGACAGGAAGAGACUUGGGAGUUCUGCCCUCCUCCAUUUCUAUGCAUGAAUAUAAUAGUGUUAUCUCUUAAGUAUUAAUUUUUGUUCCUGGCGUUUAUGAAUUACAUAUGUAUCAGAUAGUUUUGCUGUUAAUGAGUUAUUUCAAAAUGUAAUGGUAUAAAACAACACAUAUUUCUCACAAUUUUGUGUAUUGGCUGGAUGAUUCUUAUUUGAGUAUUCUCAGCUGAGAUUAGUGAAAAACUUAGACUAUAUGCAACUAAAAUUUAAUAAAUCUGUUUAAUAAGUUUCAAUGAAAACACUACCGUGUAGAUUUUGUCUGUAGAAAUUAUAUGUCUCCAUAUGUAUAAAAUGGGCUUACUUGUAUUCUUUUAAAUGAAGUUCAUCUAUAUAAAUAUUAAAAUACCAUCUUUUAUUGAUAGAAUUUAUUUAGAAUAAAUUUAUUUGGCAUUAUCAAAUAUUUGUGAGACAGUCUAGUUAAUAAAGUAUGUAUAUAUGUACACACAUAUAUACCAUUUAUGGAUUGCUAGUUUGCUAAUUGAAACAUUAGUAAUUGAAAGUAAUAUUCCAUUGCAAGCAACACUCUGUGGCAGACUGUCAAAACCAUCUGACACAAUUUGAGCUUCCUAUAGCAAGGAAGUCUAAACUGCUCCAGAAAUCUCUCUUCUGUUACACAAGCCAUUAUAUUAUACUUAAGCAGUGUUCAACAACAACAAAACAAAAUAAUAUUUCAGCCAAGAUAUUGUUUCUUCUAUGUACAAAUACUCAAAUUUUUACCAAAUACUAAUUGUAAAAAACUAUUACCAGGGGUGGGCAUUUGGUGCUAUGGUUAAGAUACCAAUUAGGGUGUUCAUAUUCCACUGAGAGGCUACGUUUGGGUCAGCUCCACUUCCAGUCCCAACUUCCUGCUAAUGUACACUAUGAGAGACAGUAGAUGAUGGCUCUAGUACUUGAGCUCCUGUUACUCACAUGGGGAGAUUCAGAUAAAGUUCUAGGCUCCUGGCUUCGGCCUGACCCAGCCCUGGCUGUUGCAGGCAUUUGGGAAGUGAACCAGCAGAUGAGAGAUCUGUGUCUGUUGUGUUUCUCUCAGCUUUUCAAAUAAAGAAAAUGUAAUGCUAUCAUCAUAGAGACUGAAAAAUGCUAGGAUUAAGAGCAAGCAAUUCCAGGAAUUAAGAGGUUUAAGCAUUCAACGGGAAAAAAAAGAAGGUGCUGUAGUAACAAGAAAUGUCACACCUGCAAAGGAUGUUGGAGAUGGUUUCUGACGCUCUCAUAUUGUACUGAGGAAACAAAGACACAAGCAUUGACCAGGGCUGACGUCAAGACCACUGCAGCGGGUGAAACUGCUGCCUCUGCUCUGGCACCCUGUGUGGGCCCUAGUUUGUGCCCUGGCUGCUCUGCCUCUGAUCCAGCUCCCUGCUGGUAGAAGGCGGCAGAGGAUGGCGCCUGCACCCAUGUUGGAGACCUGGAGGAAGCUCCUGGUUUCUGGCUUCAAAUCAGCCCAGCUCUCGCCAUUGCAGCCAUUUAGGAAGUGAACCGGUGAAUGGAAGAUCUCAUGCUCUCUUUCGCUCUCAAAAAAAAAAAAAAAAAAAAAAAAAAAAAAAAUUACAUUGACCAUAAGAACAAUUCUGAAUUUUACUCCUUUAGGUUGAUGCUUUCUAUUCUUUCUUAAGAGAAGGAAAUGAAGUACUUAUAUAAUUUAAUUAUUUUAGGAAGAUUUGAGACACAGGUCACAUCAGUUGUUUUGUUUUGUUUUGUUUUGACAGGCAGAGUGGACAGUGAGAGAGAGAGAGAGAGAGACAGAGAGAAAGGUCUUCCUUUGCCAUUGGUUCACCCUCCAAUUGCUGCUGCGGCCGGCGCACCGCACUGAUCCGAUGGCAGGAGCCAGGUACUUAUCCUGGUCCCCCAUGGGGUGCAGGGCCCAAGCACUUGGGCCAUCCUCCACUGCACUCCCGGACAAUAGCAGAGAGCUGGCCUGGAAGAGGGGCAACCGGGACAGAAUCCGGCACCCCGACCGGGACUAGAACCCGCAAGGCGGAGGAUUAGCCUAGUGAGCCGCGGCGCCGGCCCACAUCAGUCUUUAAAACCUAGUUCAGGGCCGGCGCCGUGGCUCAAUAGGCUAAUCCUCCACCUUGCGGCGCCGGCACACCGGGUUCUAGUCCCGGUCGGGGCGCCGGAUUCUGUCCCGGUUGCCCCUCUUCCAGGCCAGCUCUCUGCUAUGGCCAGGGAGUGCAGUGGAGGAUGGCCCAGGUGCUUGGGCCCUGCACCCCAUGGGAGACCAGGAAAAGCACCUGGCUCCUGGCUCCUGCCAUCGGAUCAGCGCGGUGCGCCGGCCGCGGCGGCCAUUGGAGGGUCAACCAACGGCAAAAGGAAGACCUUUCUCUCUGUCUCUGUCUCUCUCUCACUGUCCACUCUGCCUGUCAAAAAAAAAAAAAAAAAAAAAAAAAAAAAAAAAAAACAAAACACCUAGAUCAGAAUUUUAGGUUUUUAAAGAUUUUAUUUACUUUUAUUUAAAAGGUAGAGUUACAGAGACAGGAAGAGACAAAGAGAGAGAGAGAAUUCUAUUUGCUGGUUUACUCCCCAAAAGGCAGCAAUGGCCAGGACUGGCCAGGCUGAAGGCAGGAGCCAGGAGCUUCAUCCAGGCCUCCCACAUGGAUGGCAGGGGUUCAAGUACUUGGGCAAUCUUCUGCUGCUUUCCUAGGUGCAUUAGCAGAGAACUGGUCUAAAAAUGGAGCAGACAGGACUCGAACCAGUGCCUAUAUGAGAUAGUGGUGUCACAGGUGCUGCUUAACCUGCUGUGUCACAGUGCUGGCCCAGCUCAGAAUUUUAGAAAAGAAAAAGUAUUUAAUGGGAAAUAACAUUUUAAUCUCAGACCCUGAUUUUUAACUACAUAACAUUUUAAUUAGUGCUUUUAAUUUUUUGCCAGUAGAUCUUUAUACAUUUUUAGGCAUUUAGAUACUUUGAAACUAGAAUAAUUUUUCAAUGAAAAAAAUCAAUUUCUAAGGGUUUCUGGUAUAAUGAAAAAUAAGUACGUAGGUCUUAAAAACUUUAUAAAAGCCUCAGAAGUAAAUAUUCUAAAGUAUAUUAGACAUUAAUGUAUUCUCUUUUAUUUUGCUUUCAUAUCCAUUUUAUCUCAAAUUCAAGCCGAAAAGCUGAGGGAAGGAGUAGAAACAGCUCUACCUAGUGGCCAUCAUCUGGCAAAGUUCAAGAAAUAAGAAAGCUUUUUCUUUUCCCACAAACGAUCAUUCCCUAUGAAUAAUUAGUGUGAAUCUGUAGAUCUAUGGCAUAAUGUGAUCUGAUUAAUGUUAAUUUAAAUAUUUAUUACACACAUAGAAUUAAAAUGCAGAUAGCAGGCAUUGAAAAUUAAAGUGAAAGGAAUGCUUGGAAAUUUCCUCAGGCUAUUGAUAAAAAACCUUAAUAUAUGUUUCUGCUCUCAAAAUAUUGUCAUAUGUUGACAGGAGGCAAUAAAAUUUUCAUGUGGAGAAACUAUUUGAAGCAUAUUAUUUUCUGUCCUCUGCUCUGUAUGACCUCAGUGAUGGAAAGACUGUCUCAUUCUGCUCACCAGUGUUGUUCCAUCCAAGCAUGGAUGGCCUUAGUAAAUAAUUCUUGAAUGACUGAAUGAAAAAACAUGAGGAUGACAUGUGUUUAUAAAGGCUUAAUAUAAAAGUAACACCAAUAAAAUAAUUUCAUAUAUCAAAUAUCAAUAACAUGGCUGGACUCUUUUGAUUACUAUCUCAAUCUAUUUUGUGCUUGAGAUAGUAAUCAGAACGGUCCAGCCAUGUGCUUUUAUUGGAAUGAAUUUAGAUGUGAAAGCAUAUAGAGUUCUGCAAAAAGAAGCAAUCAGAGACAAAAGUGAGUCAUCUGUAUUUAUUCAGUUCUUAGGAAUAUGUAAUGAAUAUCUCCUUAUUAAAACUCCCAUCUAUGCACUUAAAAAAAAAAAAAGAAAUUCAGGGAGUUCAAACCAGAAAGAAUUUGGCCAGAAUAGGAAGCAUUCUGGUUUCUAGUUUCUCAUUGUUACUGUUCAUAUAUAAAAUAAUCACUACUUUUGUUUUCAAGGAAUGGUCAAAUUGACCUAAUAUUGUUAGAAUACUAGACAUGGCUUCUCAAGGCCUUUCAGAAUUUGAGAUAUAGCAUGUAAGCAACAUGAAGUUGCUUAAGAAUAGUAAAGUAUUCUAGUAGCUACUACCAGGAUCAUGAACCUGCUUUUGUGUAUUUAACAUGUAGUCUUGAGGUGAAAUGAUGUGGUAAAGAUCCUCACAUAAACUAUUGAUCUGAGUUUCAGUUUAAUUGAAAAUACCAUGUCUUUCUUCUCUUUAUAGAAAGCAUCAUCAUUCACCAGUUACGUAUGAACUCCAGAUGAAAUGGUAAACCAAACACAUAUUGGGUGUGUGUACUUCCUCUGAAUCCCUGUUGAAUGGAUAAUAUUUCUACAGUCCUUCAUCAUCACUAAAGUCCUCCAUGCUACUGAUCACGACUGGAAACAUUUGACUACUUCCAGUGAUUUUUUUUUUUGAGGGUAUAAUGUAACAGUUGGAAAUGGCCUUGCUGAUAACAUGAAAAUAUGUAGCAAGAGCAAUUGAAUCUUUGUGCCAAAAGAAAUUUCUCUUUUGCAAAGCUUUCAGGUUCAUGGGCACAUGCUAUGUAAUUUAUUUUUAUAAUACAUUUUGUAAUGUGACUUUUUCCCAGAACUGUUUCCUUUUUCAUAGUCUAUGGCACAUAUAUCUGUGGAAUACACUGUCAGUUCUUCAAAGUAUUGGUAUUGUUGUGUUCAAAAUGGUAACCCAUAAUUCUUUUCAUCAAUUUGUUAUUUUUCAAGAAAAAGUACAACAUAGUAAAACUUAGAAGCAGGAGAUUCUGGUAGAGGUUUUCUUUUCAUUUGUAUAAUACUAUGAUUUUGAUCCUGGUUCAGUACUGACAAAUAAUGCUCUGCCUUAAGAGUGUAAUUUUAAAAGCUAGUUUUUGAAGUUGCUCUGUUUGGUGUUCUGUGCCAAGAACCUUGGAUGAAUUGACUUUCAUAUGGAAUACAUUCAUACAAGGAUAUGUACCAGUUUAACCAAUAAGGGUACAGAACAGUUCUGAUGAAAGAUCAAUUAUAUUUGUUUAUAUUACUUAUAAGACUUACAAUAAGGACUGUGAUACCAGGAUAUUUCUCAUAAUCUAUCCCCAAUGAAAGCUUGAAAAUAAAAACUGAUCUAGAUAAGUUAGCAUCUUUUAAAUAGUAAGAAAUCCUGAGAUAGACAACUUUUUUCUCCUUGUGUUUUAUGGAUUUUCAUAAUCACAUGUAGGUUAGAGAAUAUAAUCUUUAAAGACAAAAAGCACAUGUGUCACUUAAGUUUCCAUGUCAGAGCUGCUGUUGAAUUUAGGUUUAUAUGAGAAUGUACAUGUAAAAUCUACUUGAAACCCUAAUAAUUUAUUUUAAAAAUUAGUUUUUAAAAAUAUGGACAUUUUCAAUCAGGUCUUAAAAGAUAAUUUUAAAGAUAAAUCAAGAUGUGACAAUUCGAGUUCUGAAGGCAGAAAAUCAUCUAUCAGGUAAAUACCAAGAUUAUGGUGAGAAUGCUUAUGAAUGCACAUGGAUAACUAAAAGCCACACGAAUAAUACCAUUGACCCAUUCUUCCAGGUACAGAUUAUGCCGGGCUAAUAAAUCCAAAGGGGGUCCAUGCUGAGUCUCUGGAGUAGAGGAACUAAUGCUGGGUUUCUUCCCCUACAUAACCUUGGAAGAUUUUAAGAUAUACCUCAUGGAAUUGGCAAGUCAUAUUCAACAAGUAUUAUAAAUAAAAUAACUAUUCUUUGUUAAAAACUAUUUUUGAUUUUUUUAAUUAAAAGAAGGGUAGGCUUACCCUAGUUUUAGUGACUGAAAAAGCAUCAUAUAACCUUCCCUGGUUUUGAUUACUAAGAAAACUAGUGUGUGUAUGUGUGAGGAUUUUUCUGUUGUUGUUACUGAGUUUUGUUUCCUGGAAAUGUUGAACUGUAAUGACAUUUUCAAUUAGAAAAAGAUUUUAUUUAGUAUUGUUCUAUUUUUCCUGACUCACAUUUGAGCUCCCUAUUUGCCUCUGAGGCAAAAAUAUUUGGAUGUAUCACAGAUGAGCAGUUUUGAAGCAAACUGCUUUUUCUCAAGCUGUGAGAAUUUUAUUGUACUAAUUGUGAAAAUGCUAGAAGAUAAGAUAUAAAGUUUCUUGAUUUUAACUUAAAACAUUACAAGUAACGUAUGCAUCUUUGGAUCUGAAGUUUUUUAUUCUCCUAAAUUUAUAAUGAAAUUUGGUGCUGCAAGAACAGCUAGGAUGAUGGUGCAGUCAUUUAGAUAGGCACUGAGCUUUCUUCUGCCAUGCUACAGCUAAGGCCUCUGUGUAAACUGAAUGGAAUCUGAGAGGGUAAAAUUUAUCAGAUUAAUUCUGGAAUGAGAGACAAUAUGCAAAAUUAACUGAUAAUCACAAGAACAUGAAUGGACAUAUCAUGCAUAAGCAAAUAAGUUUAUAGUCACAUCUAGAUAUCCACAUCUAAUUGAAAAAAUUGCCUUAACAUGCAACCCUGGUACUAUCCUAUGCUCACAUAAUUUCUCUCUCCCUUUUGUAAAUAAAUCUCCAAUCACUAAUUUGAACUAGAGUCAUUUCUGAAUGGAAUAAUUAUAAAUGCUUUCUGAAAUAUAAUCAGUGUUUCCCAUUCAAGGCACAACACUGAAUUAACUAUUUUAACCUUUUAUUUUUCAUAUGGGAGUGUUUCUUAAGAGUAUCUUCUACAAAGAUUUUUUUCAAGUAUUUCAUAAAGUGUUGGAGUUUGAUGAAGAUAGUGGAUAAAGUCUAUGAACCACAUGUCAAAUGCCUGGAAUGUUCACAAAAUGAGAAGAAUUAACUGUAUAUUAGGACAAUCAGAAAAUAAAAUUCAUGAUGUGAUACAUUUAUGUAUUAGCAUAAACAUCAACAUUACCGAAAAAAUUCACAGCUUCUAAAUAAUCAGUGGGAAAUUAAAUUAGUAAAUGGUGUUGGAAAUGUAAUGUUUUCCACCUUUCUCCAAUCCUAUGGCUGAAUUUUCUUGGAAAUGAAUAAAAAACAUAAUAAAAGUAGGAUGUACAUGAUUUUGGUAAACAACAAAUCCGAAAACAGUAACAUGUACAACAGAAGAUAAAAUGCACUUCAGGCAUAGGGCUAAAAGCACUAGCAAGGAAAAAGUAAAAAUCUCUGUCUUAAAUUUAUAAAAAUUGGGAAAGUUUUGUUGAAUUAAUUUUGGCAGUUAUUUUUUAAGUGUUUAUCAUUUAUUCCAUAAUUAUGUGAUGACAGUUGUUUGUUAUCUAGGGAAAAUGCUGUAGAUUCACAAAUUUGAACAGAAAUGUUUAUAGAUGCCAUGACAUGGUACAUUUAUUUCCUGGUGGUGUUUUUCAUUAAUGUUAUUUGGGGAAUUUUACCUUGCCAUCCACAGAUUUGUUAUUUUAACAGUGGAGAUCUGUAUUUAUUUAAUAUAUAUUUUGUUUUAAAAAUAUCCAAUAUAAGAGGCUUACUGUAUGAUCAGACAUUCUCUGAAAUUUUGCAGGUUUUUUUGAGAGCAAAAGAGUGUGUUGAAUAGUUCUGGAAAUACAUUCUAUUUUCAAACAAUUUUUAAUUUUUUCUCUAAUUUUUAUUAAGUAUGUGAGAAGUUAUUUUUCACUGAAGCCAAGUGAAUUUAUGGAUAUGUACUUGUCUUCUAUAUGAAUGUAAUAUCCUGCUUUCAGUUCUUCACAGUUUAUUGAAAUUAUUUAACCAGUUAAGAUAUUAUUUGUAUUACUUCCUAAGUCAACUAUGUUUAUCAGAAUCUCACCAGAAUGUGAGAAAAAUAACUGUAAUAUCAAAGCUUUGUGCAAUAUAUUUUUUGAGUUGGAACAUAAUAGUCACAAAAUUAAACCACUUAAAAUGUGCAUGCAACCUUCUUUUUAUUUUAAAGUUCUUUGCUUUUAAAUAGUUUCACUUCUGAGUUGUUUUCUUAAAAAUAUAGUUUCUUUUGCUAUGGAUAAGCAGAUGUAGUAAAAUGGGACUGCCAAAAUAUGGGUGUUUUCCCUCAAUUACACCAAAUUGGAUUCUUUACAAAGGAAAAAAUUUUAAGACACCAAGAGAUAGAAACUGUCUAAGGGGUUUCCCUCCCUCCUUUAUCUUCACCAAAUGCAGUCAGACAACAUCCAGAAUAGUCCACCACUGCUCUCUGCUGUCAAUCUGAAGGAGGAUCAUAUAGAGUCAAUACCCUGAAGCUUUGCCAGUAGUCCACAGCUCAGCUUCUAUAGAGGCAGUUGGAUGCUUUCAGCAAAAUGGGAUAUGGUAGAGAUAUGGUUCUGCUCCAAUUCCUUUUAUUUAUAGACAAGAAAGAGUGAUCCAUGGUCUUAUUUCCCAUCCUAAUUUAUCUUUUCCUUAUUUGUGACAAAGAAAUGGGUUUCUCUUGCUUAUUAUAUAGAGGUACACUUAUCAAAAAAAGAAAAAAGUGGGUAAAGAUGAUAUCUAAACCAAGAUACUUUCUGCAGGUAAAGUACAGAUGUUAGGGAGUUUUGACCAUAGGCAGCCUCUGUAGCCUCUCACCUUAAAGAGAGCCCAUUGGUGUACAUAAUUUAAAAGCACUGGCUGAAUCUAGUUGAUGUUUGUGGAUAAUUUUUUAAAAAGAAAAUCAGACAUCUUUUAGUUACCUCUGGCAUUAUGCCCAAUAUUUCUUUCAGAAAUAAGCAUCUUUAAGGAGAAAAACUCUUUCUCUCUUUAGGAGCCAUAUUGACUGAUGUUAGUGUACAAAGCUGUCUCCCAUUUGUAAGACUUUUAAAAAUAGAACUUGCAUAUUCCUCACAGUGAAUGCAAGAUACUGGAUAAAUAUUUAUAAAAACACAGUUAACUCCAGCUAGAAAGAGGUCUUUCCUACUCAUCUUUCAGCUACCUAGUUUCCUUUUCUCCAAUCUCUGUUUUGGCCUUCCUGGCUUUCACUGUCUCUGCCUUGACAGCAUGGCAUGUUUGGUGAAAAUGGCAGGGUGUUUCACAGGCAUCUAUUUAUUGGCUUUUAACCCCAAAGAACUCCUUCAGUAGUAGGUUAGGGUAUCUGUGCCUUUUCCUCACCAUACUCUUCUAAGAGCUGAUGUUUCCCUUGCAAAAACAUCUAUACCCACGGGCAUUUUCAAGUGCAUAUCACAUGGAUUAAACAGGAAGAAACCCUCAAUCAUCACUGAUUCUAAAGGAAGACAUGCUUUCUGAUAACACAAAGUUCCUCAACAAGUCACCAAUUGGUCUAGGCUACUUUAAGAAAAGUGUGCCCACUGAUUUUUCACUUCACAAAGAAUGGUUCCUAUAUGGAGCACUCACGCAAGCAGGCAGUGGAACAAAUGGAGUACGUAAGUGAACAAAUUCAGUAUGUCUCAGAAAUUGAGAGCAUCAGAGAUAUAUGUUUCCGUGGCAACCAAAGCCUACCGAGAUCUUGCUUAAGAGAAAGAACAUGAUCACUCAGAGUACAUGAUUUUUUUUCAGUUGUCCAGAAUGCAUUAUCAGUACUGCUUUACUUGCUUUAUUAUUUUUUAAGAAUUAUUUAUUUGAAAGAGUUACAGAGACAGGUAGAGCCAGAGAGAAAGAGGUCUUCCAUUCCACUGGUUCACUCCUCAAAUGACCACAAUGGCUAGAGCUGAACUGAUCUGAAGCCAGGAGCCAGGAGCCAGGAGCCUCCUCCGGGCCUCCCACACAGGUGCAGGUGCCCAAGGAGUUGGGCCAUCUUCUAUUGCUUUCCCAGGCCACAGCAGAGAGCUGGAUCAGAAGAGGAGCAGCUGGGACUCGAACUGGCACGGAUACGUGAUGCUGGCACUGCAGGCUGGGGCUUUAACCCACUGCACCAUCACGCCAGCCCUCCAGAGUACACAAUCUUGCAGGUCAUUUAUAAUAAAUAUAAUGUAAGGCUCAA
Messenger RNA from Oryctolagus cuniculus (rabbit), 24719 nucleotides. The record is from RefSeq and is a predicted model, not a curated record. NCBI's taxonomy places the organism in Eukaryota, Metazoa, Chordata, Mammalia, Lagomorpha, Leporidae.